Messenger RNA from Parnassius mnemosyne (clouded apollo), 5720 nucleotides. The record is from the annotation of a GenBank genome assembly. NCBI's taxonomy places the organism in Eukaryota, Metazoa, Arthropoda, Insecta, Lepidoptera, Papilionidae.
AGUGUCAUUUAAACCUGUUACCAGAGACGAGCACGUGUUACUAAUCCCCUUAGAUCUUAAAAUAUUUUACGUAUUGCCGCAAACCAAUGAGAUGGUUCGUACUUAUCAAAGAAAAACCGAUAAGCCUUCUUGGUCUAGAGAAACUUUAUGUCAGGCAAUUGACGCUGUCAGAUCAGGCCUAUCCGGAUAUGAAGCAGCGAAAACUUAUGAUAUACCUCGUAAAACAAUCAUGGACCACGUGACGGGUCGAAGGGGCCAAAAAUCAUCAACACAAGGUAGACCACCAGCCUUGUCAGCUGAAAUUGAAAUAGAGUUAGCUAACUGUUGUUAUAUGAACUUAAGUUGUAUUCGAUUGAGGUGGAUAACAUAAAAAAAUGUUAUGAGACUGAAGUAGAGUGCCUUAAAUCAGAAAUAUUGUCACUUAUGAACUCCCUUCAAACUGUGUCCAAUAAAUAUAAAUCAGCCCAAAAUGAAAUAAAAGAACACAUAUUGGCUAUGGAUAAUCUGGUAAAGACUUGUAAAUAUAAUGAGGAGCGGUUUGACUCCUUAGUUAAAUAUCAAUGUGAGUGUCAGCGCUCAAUGCCAGAUUCUUCAAAGUCAGUGUGUGCUGAUAAUAUUAUACCACCACAAAAACUCUAUGACAGUGCCAUAACAGAGGAUAUUAAAAUAAUAAAUAACUCAAAUAUUACUAAAAAUAAUAUAAUUGUUUAUAGCGAUGACAUGGGAAAAAAUCUAGGCAUAACUUUAAAUAACUCUUUAAAGGGACAAAAAGUUACAAAUUGCUGCAUGCCUGGAGCAUCUUUUAGUGACAUCCUAAAUAAAAUUAUUGUUACUAAAUUUUGCCCAAAUAGUACAAUAAUAAUUUUUGUUGGUAGAAGAGGCAGUGUCAACAACAAACAGUUAUUAAGAUAUAUUGAACAACUUAAUAACUUAAAUGUACACAAAAUUGUCUUGUUCACACUGCCUUAUAUACAGGGAUUGCCACAAGAAAAUAAUUUAAGACAUAAUUUAAAUAUACAAAUGCAUAAUUUAAUAUGUAAUAAUAAUUUAAAUUUGACAUAUAAUUCUAAUGAUAAUAAUCAUAAAUUUCAUGUAAUUGACAUAAAUAAUUUAAUAAAAAAGUUUUGGACAAAAGAUAGGUAUUACCUAUCCAAAUAUAAUUUAAGACUGAUAGCAAAUGUGCUAUCUUAUUAUUUACUUUUUAACUCAGCCAAGUUUUUGGCUACCAAGACUGCUUUUAUUGAGCAUAAUCAUUUGACAUUUAAUUUGGAAUCAGUUCCAACUAAUUUAAAUUAGUGAAUGUGACAAUAGAGGCAAUCUCUAGCAAUAAUAAGAGUUUAAUUAAUUUUGAAUACAGCCCACAAAUAAGUAAUAAAAAUUGUUUACACCUGGUGCAUCAAAAUAUACAAGGCAUGUUGGGCAAAGAAUUGGAAGUUGAAUUGUUUUUAAAUAGUAACAAUAUACACAUCCUUUGUAUUACUGAACAUUGGCUAAAAGAUUAUAAUUUCAUAUUUAAUUUCAGAAAUCACCAGGUGGUCAGUUCCUUCAAUAGAGAAAAAAGUUUACGUGGUGGCUCCUUAAUAUUAGCAGAUAAAUCAUUAUUAUAUAAAGAACGUAAGGAUAUUGUGAGCCUCUCUGUUGAACGAACUGUAGAAAUGGCUUGUGUCGAGCUCGAGCACCUCAUUGUUGUAAGUGUUUACAGACCCCCAUGUGCUACUUAUGACCAUUUUGAAAGGAUUGUGGAAGAAGUUUUACUCAAACUUAGUAAACAGAACAAGUCUGUUGUAAUGUGUGGAGACUUUAAUAUCAAUCUCCUUGAAACUUCUUCCAUUAGUAUUAAGUUUAGCUCAUUGUUUAAAUCGUAUAAUCUUGUAAAUUUAUUCUUAGAACCAACACGUAUUGCUGGGCCUAGUGCGACCUGUAUAGAUAACAUUUUUACAGAUGUUAAGCCCUUGCAUAAAUCAAUUAUUCAAAAUUUAAGUUCAGAUCACUGUGGACAGUUAGUAUCACUACCUUACAUACACAAAAAACAGAAAAAUAAGAAAGUUGUGUUUGUUCCAAUAAAUGAACAUCGCUUGGAGAGGUUUAGAAGUAAUAUAAUAAAAAGACUUCCAUCACUUUCGUUUAAAAAUAGUGCUAAUUAUUUGUAUGCUACAUUAUUUGAAAUUAUAUGUUGUGAAUUUAGUAGAAUAUUUACUUCUAAAACUUUCUCUUUUAACAGUCGCAAAUCAUUUAAUGAAUGGGCGACAGUAGGAAUUCAUAAAAGUAGGCGAAGGUUAUACGAGCUUUAUGAUGAAAGAUCAUAUAAUAGUAGUGUUAUAUUUAGAGAUUAUGUAAAAACAUAUUCUAAAAUAUUUAAAAAAGUGUGCUCCACUGCUAAGGCUUUACAUUUAAGCAACAAAAUUAAAACUGCAUCCGACAAAAUUAAAAUGACCUGGAGAAUAAUAAAUAGUGAAACGGGCAAGGUCAAACCGCGCAACUCGGAUUUUCAAUUGAAUAUUAACAAUAAUUUAACGCGAUCUGAUCAAGAAGUUGCUAUGGCUUUUGAGAAACAUUUUACUGAUGUUCCUUUUUUGACAACAAAAUCAUUAAAUUCUUCUCCUACUGUCGCCGAAUCAUUGCUCAAACAAAAUGUAAAGGCUUGUUCAAAUACUUUUAAAUUCCAUAGGGUACUGCCAAAAGAUAUCGUUAAAUAUUUUAAAACUAUUGAUGUUAAGAAAACGGCAGACUUAUGGGGGAUUUCCGUUAAAGUUAUUUUAUCUAUAAUAGAUACAUUAGCACCUUAUCUAGCCACUAUAUUUAAUAUAAGCGUCGAAUCUGGUGUGUUUCCUGAUUUAAUGAAACAUAGUAAAGUCAUACCUAUAUUUAAAUCUGGUAGUACAUUAGACCCCGCCAAUUUUAGACCAAUUUCUGUACUACCAACAUUAAGUAAAAUUUUUGAAAAAAUUAUUUUAGAUCAGAUGUUAAGUUUCUUUAAUAUUAAUAAAUUGCUACAUAAUAAUCAAUUCGGUUUUACAAGGGGUCGCUCGACAACUGACGCUGGAGUUGAGCUUAUUAAACAUAUUUUUUGUGCAUGGGAGAAAUCAGAGGAUGCUUUGGGUAUAUUUUGUGACCUUUCCAAGGCCUUCGACUGUGUUCACCAUGAGACAUUAAUCAGGAAGCUACAGUACUAUGGUGUCAAGAACACAGCGCUUAAACUUAUUAUUUCAUAUUUAAGUAAUAGAAAACAGAAGGUUAUUAUCAAUGGUAAAAGUUCUUCCGGGUCACCUGUACUAAUGGGUGUACCUCAGGGCUCGAUUCUCGGCCCAUUCCUGUUUCUGGUGUAUAUUAAUGACUUACCUCACCUUGUAGGGGAUAGUCAUGAUAUAGUAUUAUUUGCUGAUGAUACUUCCUUGAUUUUUAAACUUAAACGUCAAUCAUUUAAAUGUGACGAAGUGAAUAAUGCUAUAUCAAAAUUAGUGCAUUGGUUUAACGUUAAUAAUCUGCAUUUGAACGGAAAUAAAACUAAUUGUGUUAAAUUUACAACAACGAAUGUUCAAAAUCUGAAUACCAAUGUGUUUUUAAAUGGGGAGGAAUUGAGCCCUGUUGUAUCCACUGUUUUUCUUGGCAUCACUCUUGACGCAAAGCUCCAGUGGGGCCCCCAUAUAUCCAAAUUAGCAAGCAGACUAAGUUCUGCAGCCUAUGCUGUAAAAAAGAUUAGAGUUCUCACUAGUGUCGAGACAGCUAGAUUAGUUUAUUUUAGUUAUUUUCAUAGCAUAAUGUCUUAUGGGAUUUUGCUAUGGGGAAAUGCGGCUGAUUCAGAAACUAUUUUUGUUUUACAGAAGAGGGCCAUUAGAGCUAUUUACAAUCUAAAACCGAGAGAGUCUCUUAGAGAUAAAUUUAAAGAAAUUAAUAUAUUAACUUUGGCCUCUCAGUAUAUUUACGAAAAUUUAAUGUAUGUUCACAAAAACAAAGAUAGUUUUAGUAAAAGAAGUGAUAUACAUUCUGUAAACACUAGGAACAAACACAAGCUAGUGAUACCAGUUUCUCGACUCCACAGAGUCAGUAAUUCAUUCUUGGGGCAAUGUAUACGCUAUUACAACAAGGUCCCGGAAAGUGUACAGGUUCUCUCUAUUACCAAGUUUAAAUGUUUUAUUAAGCUGAAACUGUAUAAAAAGGCUUAUUAUAGUAUAAAUGAAUACAUGGUUGAUAAUAACCCUUGGGAAUGAGGUGAUCGCUUCCAAGCAGUUUCUAAAAUAAAUUUUGUAAAUAGUUCGUAAUAAUUUAUAUUGUAAAAUUUAUUUAAAAAAAAAAGUCCCGCUGGGUUUCUUGCUGGUUCUUCCCAGGACAGAGGGUUUUUUCGAACCAGUGGUAAAGUAAAAAAUGACUUUCAAUAAGAAUUACACAUGUAAUGUAUAUUGAAUAAAAAAUAUUCUAUUCUAUUCUAUUCUAUUCUAUGUCUACAUAUUAUGGAAAGGCAUGGCUUUGGGUUAAGUCGGAAAGAGGUAAUAGAACUGGUUGGCGAGUACGUUAAAAAAAAUAACAUAAAUACACCAUUUACCAAUGGCAUCCCUGGAAACGAUUGGUUUUCUAAUUUUAUGAAACGACAUAGGUUGUCAAUAAAAAAACCUCAAGCAGUUGAGAUAGCCCGUAAAAAAGCGGCUGACCCUUUCAUUAUACAAGAAUUUUACGACAUUGUCGAAAAAGUUAUUAAAGAGCUAGGGCUUGAAAAUAAGCCAGAGAGAAUAUAUAAUAUUGACGAAACAAGCUACUGCAGCGACCCUCAAAAAACCAAAGUGGUCGGCUUAAAGGGAUAUCCUUCAACUAGAAUAACAUCAUCAGCUGGUAAAGUAAACACAACCGUCUUGGUUGCCAGCAAUGCAGCUGGAGGCAAAGGGCCUCCAUUUAUAAUUUUCAAAGGUAAGCAUGUGUGGAGUGGAUGGACAUCUGAGGAAGCAUAUCCUGGCACUUUAUACAGUGCGACAUCCAAUGGUUGGAUUGAAUCCGAAGUUUUUGCAGAGUUUAUGGCAAAAAGUUUCAUUCCCAUGGUCAAAGAUGAGAAAGAGCCAACCCUCCUAAUUUAUGAUGGUCAUAGCACGCACGUGCAACUGGCUGUGGUCAAAAUGGCGAAACAAAAUAAUAUCACCAUUAUUAAAUUGCCACCACACACAAGUCACCUUCUUCAACCACUUGAUCUAUGCGUAUUCAAACCUUAUAAAGACGCUUGGGAUCAGGAAAUGGUUAAAUGGCAACGCACACAUAAGGGCGAAAAGUUACCUAAGGAUCAGUUUUCAGCGAUAGUGGGAAGAGUUUGGAAAAAUCUUAAUUCCAAUGUUAUAAAAAAAGGGUUCGAAAAAAGCGGAAUUUAUCCAUUUAACAGAAAAGCUGUAACGGAAUAUAAACUAGACCCAGAAGCCCUAAAACGAUGGAAAAAACACCAUGAAACCUUAUCGAAAAAACAAACACUCGCUCGUAGUUCACCAUUAACCUUAACCAAAUUAUGCCUGAAUAAAAUUAACUCUUGUAUUAAAUUAAACUCGAAUCCAGUCACCAUUUUGCCAAAAAUCGUUAGUUCAAAAUCUUCUGAGAAAAUAUCUUUUGAAGAUUUAUUAAUACAAUCUACCAAACAAUCGCAAACUGCCAAUGUCAAGAAAAAGAUAGUAAAAAUUUCCGCAAGUGCAGAGGUGAUAACGCAUCAGGACGUCAUUGAAAGAUUGAAACAGAAGGAAGACGAUAAAGCC